Lottia gigantea (owl limpet) is the source of this 1082-nucleotide messenger RNA. RefSeq lists its product as hypothetical. Gene Ontology annotation, biological process: protein ubiquitination. Gene Ontology annotation, cellular component: nucleus; cytoplasm; SCF ubiquitin ligase complex. Lineage: Eukaryota; Metazoa; Mollusca; Gastropoda; Lottiidae. Gene Ontology annotation, molecular function: protein binding. The transcript is spliced from 8 exons. The record is from RefSeq and is a predicted model, not a curated record. The coding region runs from base 1 to 1002 and encodes 333 amino acids.
AUGCCGUUUCUGGGUCGGGAUUGGCGUUCACCAGGUGAUCAAUGGGUUCGAACAACAGAAGGUUGGGAAAAACUGAAGUUAUGGCGUGUCAAAGUAUUUGAGAAUUUGAACCAAAAUGUGAUAGCAAGAUUAAUACGUUUAGCUUUAUUAGAUAUAAAGUCAGAUCAAGAUAAUAUUUAUGGUAGAAGGCAGCCAUAUAUUUUAUAUAAUAGAGCCAUGACAAGAGAGAAAAAAGAGUUAACAUGUUUAAGUGAAGCAUUAAUUAGACUGGAUGUGGCUGGAGCAGUAAAAGACAUCCAGAGAAUUAAUUUUGUAGCAAAGUUACUUGAGCUUAUUUUCAAUAAGAAAUUUACUGGUUUAAGCGGAACUGCACAGAAACAUGUGAUAUCAAUAUUAGAAGCUUUCUCCAAUGAAGUGUUAAAAACAGAAUAUAAUACUGGUUGUAUCAGAGACCUCUUGAAAUCAGCUAAUAGUGCCCUUAAUCAAGGUGAAAACUCACACAUCGGCAGUGCUUGUUUAUGGACAAGGCAUAAGAAAGCAGUUGCACAGAUGCAAGAUAAAAUAUCUGAAUUUCAAGUCAAACAGAGGAAUGAUGAUGGUAAAACAAAGUUUACAGAUCUACCAGAAGAUUGUGUGCGAUGUAUUUUGUCACGUAUAGUUGACCAUAAAGAUAUUAUGAGAGCUGGAAUGUCUUCUACAUCUUUACAUUUGAUAUCACAAGAACACUGGCUGUGGCAACAACUAUGUUUCUUCCAUUUUGAUGAUAAUCAAAUAUUGGUCUUUCUACCUGAACAUUUAGAAGAAAAAGAUAUUGAUUGGCAGUAUAUUUAUAAACGUUGCUAUAAGCGAUUUGGGAAAAAAGAUCUGUAUGCUGAUUAUUUAGCCCUUUGUUCAUGUUGUGGCAGUAUUUAUUGGCAGUCUCUUGGUCAUCCAUGUGUACAUGAGGAAAGUAUCUCAAGAAACCUGUCUCCACAGGAUUUUAUCAAUUUAUUUAGUUUAUAAAUCGUUACUUAUCUGUGCAAAAACAAUGCAAAAACUAUAGUCUGUCAUUCAACAAAUAAAACUUGAAUGAAUAGGAAUGC